Molecule: messenger RNA, 3997 nt
Organism: Diabrotica virgifera virgifera (western corn rootworm)
Lineage: Eukaryota; Metazoa; Arthropoda; Insecta; Coleoptera; Chrysomelidae
Product: phytanoyl-CoA dioxygenase, peroxisomal
Exons: 9
Coding region: 298-1236 (312 amino acids)
Biological process (GO): fatty acid alpha-oxidation
Molecular function (GO): phytanoyl-CoA dioxygenase activity
Source: RefSeq, a predicted model, not a curated record
AUUAUUCCACGAGGUUGACGUCAGAUUUUUUUAUAAAACUUAUGGGGAAUAAAAGAUAGAACAUUGUUUAUUGUCCACAGUUUUAUUCAAAAACGUCUUAAGUGACUUACUGUGAGUUUCUGCAAAUACCAAAAAUGAGUAAAAGUGCAACGUUACCAGGUCUCGAGAAAUAUUCCCAGGCAGCAGACACAUCAGCCCCAGAGAGUUAUAGAAAUUAAAAAUUAGAAGAUUGCGUUUUUUUUCAAAGGAAAAAUUAAUUCCAUAUACCAAGGCUCACCCUAGGCCGUGGAGUCAAAGAUGAUUGGUUGUGGUUGUAACGGGUCGGGAUCUACCCAUCCACGGGCUUUGAGGUACACUCAUCCCAGCUCAAAGUUGACACUUGCUCAAAGACAAUUUUAUGAACGAAAUGGAUUCAUUGUCGUAAGAAAAAACGUUAGCCCUGAAUUAAUAGAAGUUUUGAAUCAGAGAUUUAUUGAUAUUUGUGAAGAUCGUGCCGAUGAUAUGCAAUGUUUCGUUAUCAAAGACCCAGUACUAAGGAAAAAAGGUUUAAAGGGAGAGGCGGUCAUGAACAAGCUUCAAGAUUUUGUCUUUGAUCCAGUUUUGAGUCGUUACUGUAUGGAAAAGAGCUUAGUAGAUGCUGUGGAAAAUAUAAUCGGACCAAAUAUAACAGUUGCUCAUUCCAUGCUUAUCAACAAGCCUCCAGAUACAGAUCCAGAUAUAUCAAGACAUCCUAUGCAUCAGGAUCUUCAUUACUUUCCCUUUAGACCAGCUGACAAAAUUGUUGCUUCCUGGACAGCAAUGCAGAGAGUGGACGAAAAUAAUGGAUGCCUUUUCGUAGUACCUGGAUCCCACAUUGAUAAUCCUUUGUUACCACAUAUAUAUCCUGAGGGUAAAAAUAAUGCCAUGUACCACGGAGUACAAAAUAAGGACCAUCUACCCAAACAGUUUGUGGUAUUAGAUAAAGGUGAUACUGUGUUCUUCCAUCCUUUACUGUUGCACGGGUCUGGAGUAAAUCGCACAAAAGGUUAUAGACGAGCUAUAUCAUGCCAUUUUGCGGAUACAAAUUGCGAAUUUAUUGACGUCACAGGAACACUUCAAGAGAAUAUUAGAAAAGAAGUUGAAACCAUAACUAUCAAACGUGGAAUGCCAAUGUCUUUCAUAGAUGUAUGGAAAAGUAAAAGUAGGUUAGUCCGGGGGCCACCUGGAAAUUUCCAAAGAUACGACAGUCAUCUUUAGUAACGUGCCUUUAUCAAAGAAGUUGCUAUUUUUGUAUCGGAGUAAUAUUUUUUCAGAUAAUCCAAUUAUGGGUUUGCAUAAUUAACUUGUUUUAGAUAUUGUAGCCAUAAUGUGUUAAAAAAGGUAUUUGGAAGUAUGUACUGAAAAGUCAAAAGAGAUUGCAGAGUUGACUGUUAAUCUCAGUCUUUAGUCAUUACUCUGGAAUAUCUCUAAAAAUCAUAUGCAUGAUGAGCUUGCACUAGCUUGUCAAUUAAAUUGUCAAAUUAUUUAUUAAAAUCCUUUAUAAGGUAUAUUUAUAUUAAAAAGACCCUUUCGGGCAGACCCUACAGAUUGUUUUCGACAUAAAAAUUUCAUCAUCAGCGCUGCUAACCUGAAAUAAGUACAUAUAAUCACUUAUAAAUGCAAACAUGAAUAUUAAAUUUUGACUAAGGUUAAAAAUACAUAAGGAUUAUGCUUACAGGUGUACCUACAUGCUUGAGCCACCAAAAUAUAUGGGUAAAAAUCCUUUGAAUGUUAUGAACUUGUAGAAAAGUUACAUGUUCACAUAAAAUAAUAUGUGAUGUUUAAAAUACUCAGGGGCGUCAAUUCAAAUUUUGAUUGAGGGGGGCAAGCACAAAAAGCAAAAUUCGUUGUUACCGAAUUUUUCUUUUUUUUUCGAAGCUGCUAUAUUGUCAGUGAUACGUAUGAUUUCAUUCAGAGAUGGGUAUUUAUACAAAAAAAAAAAGUUUUUACCGCUCACCGGAAUAUCAAAAUGAUUUAAUUGAUGUGUAUUCUUCAAGACUGCUGAAAAAUAUUAUCACAAAAGGUAAUCAAGUCGAAUUCUUUGCUAUAAUGGCUGAUGAAACCAAAGAUACAGCUGAAACCAAAUCGGAACAGCUUGCAAUUUUAAUCCGUUAUGUUGAUGCUGAGGGCACAAAAAUUUAUGAACGUGCUAUCGGGCUGCACCAUCUUAAGGACUGUGGUGCCGAAAGUAUAGCCAACGCCAUACAAUCGAUGUUAUCGGAUAAAAGACUAGACAUAGAAAACUGCGUUGGUCAGUGUUACGACGGAGCGAAUGUCAUCAGCGGGGUCCAGGCGAGAAUUAAAAAUUUAGCCCCUCAUGCUACGUACUUCCACUGUGAGGCUGAUCGACUAAAUCUAGUUGUAGUGGAUGUGUUGGGUAACAUUGACAAAGUUAGACUUUUUUCUACAGUUCAAACUCUAUCGAUUCAUUUCCAACACUGCUACUCGCCAUCAGCUUUUUGUAAAAAUACAACAGAGGAUGAAUAAACCACUACUAAAUUUGGAAAGGACUGUAACGUAACAAGAUACUGGUUGAAUGCAGUAUCGAAAAUUCGAAAGACAUGCCAGACCAGUUUAGCUGUUCUAGAUGAAGGAAAAAGGCCAGUGUAGAGAGUAUCGGAAUAAAAGCGCAGGUAAUGCAGGUAAUGCAUUGUUCUAUGGAGAAGAUAUUAGGCGUUACUUAUUGUCACAGCAGUUACAAGCCGAAGAACUUGACUUAGCAACUGCCAUGCAUCUAAUCAAAAGUACCAAAGAAGAACUUAAAAAAUCCAGAACUGACGACACAUACCGCGAGGUUUUAGAAAAGGCUAAAUCUUUGACAGACAGUAGUGGUGUUUUAUUUGACGAGCAAAAAAGGACGAUGACUGUUCCUCAUAGACUCGCUAUAAGCGUAUUAAUGUCAACAACUGGCAAUAAAUAUACCGAAACAAAGGCAUAUACUUCGAAGUUAAAGAUAGCAUUCUCAUGGAACACAAUCGUCGCUUCUCAGAAAAUGAAGGUCUGUUCCCAGUACCGGAUGCCUUUAAGAAAGAAAAUCAAGCAUUCAUGGCGGAAGAGGAAUUAAAGCCAUUAAUAGAAAACUACAAAAAUUUUCUAAAUAUAUAACUUCUACAUCUGCAACUGCCUUUAGCCAAUAACCAUUUACAAACAUGCGAUGAAGACUCCGUUUUGUCACUACUCGAAUCUCUCGGAGUGCUUCUAGUGGCAUACUCAGAAGUGAUUCAUAUUUGUGCUACACUGCCUAUCACCACAGUUGGAAAUGAAACAUUUUUCUCUGUGCUAAAAAGAGUAAAAGGGUAGGUACCUGCGAAGUUCUACUGGUGAUGAAAAAUUGUCCUCACUUAUGUUGAUGGCAGAUGAAAGAAAAGAAACAAAAAUAAUACCACUAGACUAAGUGGUGGAUGAUUUUUGCUGCGAGGAAACUACGACGGUACCCAUUACUACACUAACGUGACAUUGAGUGGUUAUUUUGUUCUAUUCGUAAUAAAUCAUUAGUAUUGUAAUAAAGCUUAAUUUCCUAAUUAUUACAACUAAAUCAUCAUAGUAAUAAAAUUUAUGCAUUUUUUGUAAAUUCCAAUAUUAUAGGGGGGGGGCAAAUGCCCCCUCCUAUCACUAUUAAAUGACGCCCUUGAUUAAAUACUCAUUGAUGUUACGUCAGGAAACGUAGGACUCCCCAUACUGUGGUAAAUCAGAACAUAACAUAAAUACCUAGCACUGAUUUAGUGCCAGAUAUUGAUGUUAUGUUCUGAUUUAUAAUUAUGUAUUUCUGUAUACUUAUACAGCAACUAAACCACUUCCGAAUACAUAAAUAGCAUCUUUAGUGAAGACUUUUAAAUAAAUUUUAUAUUUGAGGGCUUAUAUUUGUAAAUUUUACGGGUUAUAUGUUAUUCAGAUUUUAAUGAUUGUAUUGUUAAUACCUAUAUAUUUUUAUAUAUUAACUAAGUGAUUGUUAAUAAAAAAAUAUUUUUAACUAAAAAAA